Myotis daubentonii (Daubenton's bat) is the source of this 1260-nucleotide messenger RNA. RefSeq names its product urocortin (gene UCN). NCBI's taxonomy places the organism in Eukaryota, Metazoa, Chordata, Mammalia, Chiroptera, Vespertilionidae. Gene Ontology annotation, cellular component: extracellular region. The record is from RefSeq and is a predicted model, not a curated record. Gene Ontology annotation, biological process: negative regulation of feeding behavior. Gene Ontology annotation, molecular function: hormone activity.
ACUGAACUACCACUCGGGGGCAAAAUCACAAGAGAUGGGUCAGCUUUUCAUGGUCUGAAAGUAUGCGGAGGCCAGAAAUCUUUUUUUAUGGCGCCGUCAGCCCUAGAAUUUAGAUCCUGGGGCUGGAGUAAGAUCAAGAAUCCUGGCCAACUCAGCUGCCUCUUGGGUGGGUACCAUGGUGAUGGCUCAGUGCCAGCUGUGCUAUCCUGGUUGCCUCAGUUUACAAAACGGUCUGUGCAGCACAGCAUGCUCCCAAUGCCGCUGACCCCUCUGGGGGCCGAGGGCAGGGUCAGCACCAUGGACAGCCCCACGAUCCAGCCGCCCUUUCUUGUGCCAGAGAAGACUGGCGGUCUGGUCUGGUCUGUUCUGGGGACCGGCCUAGUCACUGCAGACUGUUCUCGGUGGUGAACGACUCAUGGCGCCCAGAGCAAGCUUUCCGCCCCAGCCAGCGCCUUGCUCACUGGAGUCCGCUGUCGCUUCCAGCGCAAGCCCCAGAGACCUGCCCCUCGGGGGACCCGCUGGACUCGAAGCCGCGACCGUCAUUGCUCUACAACCGGUGCAUGUCCCUCGCUGACGUCAGCCGCAGCGGCCCCGGAGCUAUAUAAGCUGGCGGCGGUCCCGGGACAGACCCCGUGUUUCCCCGGCGCCCUCAGCCCGCCCCAGGGACCGACCGGAGCUCCGUCCUGCGCUGCGCAGCCGCUCUUCCCGCACCUGGCCGGCGGCACCAUGAGACUGGCCGGACGAGAGGCGCUGCUGGCGGCGCUGCUGCUUCUGGCACAGCUGCGCCCGGGAAGCAGCCAGUGGAGCCCGGAGGAGGCGGCGGCGGCCAGCGUCCGGGACCCGAGUCUGCGCUGGAGCCCCGGAGCUCGGACCCAGGGCGGCGGGGCCCGCGCGCUCCUCCUGCUGUUGGCGGAGCGCUUCCCCCACCGCGUGGGGCCCGGCAGAUGGGGAGCUGGGACCGCAGGCGAGCGGCCGCGACGGGAAGACCCUACGCUGUCCAUCGACCUCACCUUCCACCUCCUGCGGACCCUGCUGGAGCUGGCGCGGACGCAGAGCCAGCGGGAGCGCGCGGAGCAGAACCGCAUCCUGUUCGACUCGGUGGGCAAGUGACCCGCGGGGCCUGGGGCCCCCGAAAACCUCGACCCCACCCCCACCCCCGGGCUGGCACCUGCUCGACCGGAACUGACCCAUCCCGCGGGGCUGGAGCGGCCGGGGAUGCCUUGAACACUCUGCGUUGCUAGUUUUUAAUAAAAGUGCCGA